Messenger RNA from Cladophialophora carrionii CBS 160.54, 1212 nucleotides. RefSeq lists its product as uncharacterized. NCBI's taxonomy places the organism in Eukaryota, Fungi, Ascomycota, Eurotiomycetes, Chaetothyriales, Herpotrichiellaceae. The transcript has a single exon. Bases 1 to 1212 code for a protein of 403 amino acids. The record is from RefSeq and is a predicted model, not a curated record.
AUGAAGGCCUCACUCUAUGACUCGUCAUGGACCGUGUACAGCAUACCGCAAAUAACACCUUCGCUCUCGAAACUUGUCUCAGCGCCUGCCACAACCCUGCAAGCACACGAGAAGCGCCGUGAGCAGCUUGCUUCGCACGCCGAGUCUUUUCGAGAAUACCUUGACGAAAGCCGGCCGCGGCACGAGCGCGACGAUGAGAAAACGUCUUUAGGCGGACUAAAGCACUCUCUAUGGACCCGACUCGACAACAUGCUCGACCAAGAUGAGCAUCCCCAUUCCCCUGUGCUGCAUGCUGGGAAGAAGCGACCGAGACAGCAACUGGAACAAGAAAACGAACGGACUCAAAGCAACGCUCUAGUUGUGUGUCUCGCCUACGAAAAGGAAACCUACAAAUUUAUUAUCUACACAACCUCAGCCUCGAGUGCCAGGUCGUCAAAACGCCGUCGUACGGCCUCUCCAACAUCCCAAAGUACCUCAGCACCCUCUACCGACGCCACGGCGAUUCUCCUUGCGAAGUCCUCGCCCGCUACCUUGAAACGAUUCACUACCUACCUUUCUGACCGAUUCUCCGUGGACGCAAUCCGUCCGCUCUCCCUUUCCUCGCUGUUCCUCCAGUCCAGCUUGGAACGCUACGUUUCCACCGUCCCGUCCGCUCUUCUGGGCCAGAUAAGGCUCACUCUCCCGUUCGCCAGGCCCAUCGCUCCUGAUCUUAAGAGCCUCGAGAUUGCAGUCCCGAGGGAGACGACCGAGUCGUUCACCAAGGUCCGUGCAUCCCAGCAAAGGAGAUCUGGUCCUCGACAGACGCGUGGCGAGAAACUCUUCAUGCACCAUCUCGCCAACUCCAUCCUCAACAAAACCGGACUGUCCAUUCCGGUGAUCUGCAAUGUUCAUGGUGGGGAAGACUCACCGGUCGUGGAUCCGCAGCGCGAUACCAACCCAGCGAGAAUCUCGAAAGUCUCGACCGUGUGUUUCGCCCUUUCGGCCGAGUGUCGCCUCAAGUUUGAGAGAAAGGCCGUGGAGGCUGCGGAGGGUGUGAAGGGCGUGCAUGACGAGGGUAAAGGCGAGGACGCCGGCGAGGACGACACCGACCCCGACCCUGACGGCGCAGAAAACUGCGUCAAACGUGCGAAUCGCGAAUUACUCGCGGCAUUGGUGGACGAGGCGCGCCGGCAAGUAAGGGACGAAAGUAACCCUUCUGACAGUGGUGGCUAG